Phragmites australis (common reed) is the source of this 708-nucleotide messenger RNA. RefSeq lists its product as uncharacterized. The transcript has 2 exons. The record is from RefSeq and is a predicted model, not a curated record. Lineage: Eukaryota; Viridiplantae; Streptophyta; Magnoliopsida; Poales; Poaceae. Bases 1 to 708 code for a protein of 235 amino acids.
AUGUCCCAGUUCGUGGUUGCGGACACUCUUGUACCACAUGAGGAGAUGGGUCAAUUCAACUUGGGUAGUGAGGAGAAGGGAAGGAAGAAGGUGACCACCUCCAAGAGGAAGAAGAAGGUGGAGCCGAAGACAGACCGAACAAAGUGGAUAGAUGAGGAGGAUGAGCUGCUCAUGUCGGCAUGGUUAAACAUGAGCCAAGAUCCUGUGGUUGGAAUAGAUCAGUUGAAGGAUACGUACUGGGGUAGGAUCGCUAAGUACUUCAACACUUAUAGGGAGCCAACCAUGAUGACUAGGUUGGAUAAGGCUUUGAUCAACCACAUGAAGCUCAUCACGGACGUAGUUAGCAAGUUUGCAGUGCACGUGAGGAAGGUGGAGCAGCUCAAUCCUAGCGGGACAACGAGCGUGACAAGGUGGCACGCGCAUGAGUCCGCGAAGGUGCAAAAGAUGCAAGAUGGAGUCGAUGCACAGUCUAGCCAAGCAGCGUGCAAUGAAGUGGCGAACAACGCAACAUCGAGCACAUCUACUGACCUUCCUAGGCCUAUUGGAAGGGAGGCAGCUAAAGCAGCCUAUGCUCGGAAAUCACCUUCCACUACAUCUUUGGCUACCGUGUCGGGUGGGAUGUAUGAAAGGCACCUUGCUGAGAUUAGUGAAACAAAGAAGGUUAUGAUGGAGUUGAAGAAGGAGCAGAUUUCGGUCAUGCGUCUAUAG